AGGCAGGGAGUCUCUGGCUCGGUUGGUCGCUACGGGUCUUCGACGACGACCCGUCAGUCGUUAGGAAGCAGCGGCGGUGUGAGCACGUCGCUCCCGUGUAGCAAUUUGUAUCGGGCAACCCUGGUGAGGAGCGAGGCGGGUCCCAGCUGACGCCGUCACCCAGGAGAGACACUACACUCUUCACCACCACAAUGCCCUACGCCAACCAACCCUCCCUCAACCUCACCGAACUCUCAGAGGAGAACAUCAAGUUUUACAUAGAAGACACAGAUCUAAGUGUGGCGAAUAGUAUCCGGCGAAUUUUUAUGGCCGAAACUCCCACUAUAGCAAUUGAUUGGGUUCAACUCGAGGAGAAUUCUACAGUCUUGAGUGACGAGUUCAUUGCACAUCGCAUUGGCCUCAUUCCUUUCACAUCUGAUGAGCGUGUUGAACAGAUGAAAGGCCCAAGGGACUGCUUAUGCACAGACUAUUGCCCAGAAUGUUCAGUAGAGUUUACUUUAGAUGUCAAGUGUCAGGAUGACCAUACACGUCAAAUCACCACGGCAGAUCUCAAGUCUUCGGAUGCCAGAGUAAUACCAGUCACCUCACGCCACCGUGAGGAUGAAGCUAGUGAAUAUGGUGAAUCUGAUGACAUUCUUAUAGUUAAGCUUCGCAAAGGUCAGUCAUUAAGACUCCGAGCUUAUGCUGUUAAAGGAUUUGGCAAGGAGCAUGCAAAGUGGAACCCCACAAUCAGUGUAGCCUUUGAGUACGACCCAGACAACGCUCAGAGGCAUACUCUUCUCCCAAAGCCAGAAGAAUGGCCCAAGAGUGAAUACUCUACCUUGGAUGAAAAUACACCCCAGGCAGAGUUUGAUCCAACAGCUAAACCCAACAAGUACUAUUACAAUAUUGAGAGUGCAGGAGCUCUUAAGCCAGAGAAUAUUGUAAUGAUGGGGAUUGCAGCUCUUAAGAAGAAACUCUCAGAUUUGCAGAACCAGUUAAGUAUGGAGGCUCAGUCAGAUGCAUUGGCUAUCAAUUAAAAAGUUCAUUCACAUCCAAUACUUUAUCAAUUUUAUUUGUCAGUAUUCAUUCAUUCAUUCAUAUUAUUUUAAGUAAUUUUAGAACACAUCAGGAUUAGUAUUUUUUGGUUAGGUGUCUUUACAAAUAAGAUGUAAGUUUAUUUUACCAGCUUGUGAAACAAAUCAGGUCACAAACACUGAACAAUUUAGGAAGAUUGAUAAUAAGAAGCAUUUGUAUCAAAUAUUACAUGUUUUCUGUGAUUAAGUGGCUAUAUUUCUGAAAGGGCCCCCUUGUGGCAUUCUGUAGCUAACAUCUCCAAUGUGUGUAAUGUCUAAAAGUUGCCAUCAGUUGUGCAGUUCUCUGGCAUACUAGAGACCCUGUGCUAGAGCCUGGUAUCCUCACAGAGGUGCAGGGAGCAGUGACAUGUGUGUUUUUAUAUGCCACCACCAGGGAAGGCACGCAAAGUUGCCAAGACAAAACAGUAGUCUUGUUGUUUAGUUUCCACCAUUGGCUACUUUUUAUAUCUGCAGACUCACAAUAGCCAAAGAACUCUCUAAACUAGAUAGACAAAUGGCCAAAAUCAUUAAAAUACUCGUUUACCCCACCCCCACCCUCGUUUUGGGGUGGGGGUGGGCAGUCUGUGGUUCCUAGGCCACACAGUAGUCAGUUCUCCUCUGAUAUGUUGGGCUGCCACAGUCACUCUGGCCCCAGUGUUGUUUUCUUGGAGAUCUUUUGCCCUGGUGGCGGUUCUUUAUGCUUUUAGUGUGAGUGCACCAGGAGUUUUGUUCACUAGGAGCUUCAUGUGCUCAUGGUUCUCUUCUCUGUGCACUCCCUAGUUCUUCCCUUGCAUUGCCAGGGACCUCUUCCCAGAAGUGUUCGGGGACAUUCCUUUGAAGAUCUGCCUUGCUUGUGGUAGUUUUCAAUUUGGGGUGAGUCUGUGGUUUUCACCCUUCAUCUUUCCCCUGGUUUUGAACAUCUUUGGCUGGUGGAGCAUCACUGGUUAUUUGCAGCUGCAUUACAGUGCACUGAGGUGGAUUCUUCUAACCGAGUGGUCCAGGUUAAGCUGAUUUACUAGAGAGCACCGGUGUCAUGUCCUAGUGCCUGAGCUUCCCACUUAGCUCCAGCUUUCAGGCCAUGGAAAUUCCCUAACCUGUCCUCGCACAAAGAAUGUUCCUUUUCACUUGUAUAUGUUACAUAAAGUAAAAAAUUGUGGUACUAGAAAAUGGAAGUAGCAUUCUUGAGUGACGUACUGUCCCAUUUUCUGUUUUGUGUCCUCUGGUAGGUUAGGAGAAGACACUUUAAAUUUACCAUUUUCUUGACGUUAGGAAACCUUAAGAGGACAGGCUGAAUCCCCAGCAGGUUCAGCAGUUCACAUGGGUUUACCCAUUGACCCUGCCCUCGCUGUUUCCGAGGUUAUGGGUGUAUACAGUAUUAUGUCCCACCGGGCCGUGUUUAUUAACCCUUCCUCCACCUGCUGCCAACCUGAGUCCUGCAGGGCGUGUUCCCAUUGUGCAAGUCAUCUUCCAGCCCUCCUGAUAACUUUUGGGUUUGCCACUCGGUAACUGAUCUUUGUCUUCAUUUCUCUAGGUUACUCUAGAUACAUUUACAUUUCAGUUACAUUUCUCUAGGUCCAGAUUGUAUGCCCAAUUGGAUGCCCCACAGCUACCACAGUUUACCUAUUCCUUUCGUGCCCUGGGAGGGUCCAACGUAUUGGCCGACGGUCUAUCCUGUUCUGUCCCAUCUCCACAGAGUGGACCAUCGAUGCUGUUGCCUUCCUAUGGCUGUGCAGGGUGUUUGGUCGCCCAGACGUGGACCUCUUCAUGUCAGCAUCUUCCUCUUCUGUAGCCCUAUUCCCUGACUGCAAGGCUCUUGCAGUGGAAGCCUUUCAGCAAGACUGGGCAAGUUCAGGGUUUCUGUACCUCUUUUUUCCAGUCCAGCUGUUGCUCCAGGCCCUGGAAAGUUUGAAGUCCUUCUGGGGGGUGUGUGCUCCGUCUGGUUCCUUGGUGGCUGACCCACCCCUGGUUUCUAGCACUGGUUCCGCAGUGCUCGAAUCCGGCCAUCUUUCCGCAGCUCCACAUCUUACAGAAGGUCGAGCAGCCGCUUCUCACUGAGCCGACCUCCGCUCUUCGUGUUUGGUCCUCCUGACAUGUGGGUAUUUCAGAGGAGCGGUCUUCCUCAGGAUUGGGCCGAGGGCCUGCUUGAUGCCGUCAUACAUUCCUCUUACAUUGCCUGUAUCUGCUGCAGUUUGUAUUUGGGAGCAGAGCUGGAGCCAAU
Molecule: messenger RNA, 3273 nt
Organism: Procambarus clarkii (red swamp crayfish)
Lineage: Eukaryota; Metazoa; Arthropoda; Malacostraca; Decapoda; Cambaridae
Product: DNA-directed RNA polymerase II subunit RPB3
Biological process (GO): DNA-templated transcription
Cellular component (GO): RNA polymerase II, core complex
Molecular function (GO): protein dimerization activity; DNA binding
Source: RefSeq, a predicted model, not a curated record